CCUCAAACGAACAAUACAUAUGUUGUGGAUUGGUAAAGAGGAACAUUUGCUUGAAGAUUAUGCUGAAGAAGAUAAUAUUGAAGAAAUGAGUAUUAAGCUUAAGGUAAACCGCUUAUAUAUGAUGGUUGAGAUUCAUGUAAUCCCUGCUCGAGAACGAAACCGAGUUGUCCCUGGAGAAAUUCGCUUGGCUUUUACAGAAGGACAAAUACUAGCAUGCAUUCCUGAAAAUAGCAAUAAUCCAAAGUUUCCUCUCAACAAUUUCUUAAAAACACGGUUCUCAGAUGCCCCAUUACAGUCACAAACUGUU
Molecule: messenger RNA, 307 nt
Organism: Linum tenue
Lineage: Eukaryota; Viridiplantae; Streptophyta; Magnoliopsida; Malpighiales; Linaceae
Source: the annotation of a GenBank genome assembly